This is a messenger RNA of Papaver somniferum (opium poppy), 447 nucleotides long. RefSeq lists its product as uncharacterized. The coding region runs from base 1 to 447 and encodes 148 amino acids. Gene Ontology annotation, molecular function: nucleic acid binding; RNA-DNA hybrid ribonuclease activity. Lineage: Eukaryota; Viridiplantae; Streptophyta; Magnoliopsida; Ranunculales; Papaveraceae. The record is from RefSeq and is a predicted model, not a curated record. The transcript has a single exon.
AUGGAUUCCCCACCGACUGGUUGGAUAAAAUGCAAUACUGAUGGAGCUUAUGAUGAAUUUUCUGGGGAAAAUGGUGCAGGCUUUGUGAUGAGGGACUUCUCCAACACUGCCUCUUUUUGUGCUUUUAUUGUCUUUGGAGUGGAGUUUGCUGAAGAAGCUGAAGCCAGAGCUAGUUGGGAGGCUUUGAAAAAAGUUGUGGAGCAAAAGCUUACUCACCUCAUUAUUGAGAGUGAUGCUGAGAGUUUGAUCAAUCACUUUUCUGCUGGCAUGUUUGAUGGAAACUCUAGAACGGAUGCUAUCUAUAUGGAUAUCCAGUCUUUCUCUUCUAGUCUUGUAGCUUGUCUGUUUACUUUUCAACCACGUAUCUGUAAUUUUGUGGCUCAUGAACUUGCCAAAUGGGCCAAAACGUACAAUUUUACUAUGUACUGGUAUGUUCCUCCAAUUUAA